Molecule: messenger RNA, 4041 nt
Organism: Myotis brandtii (Brandt's bat)
Lineage: Eukaryota; Metazoa; Chordata; Mammalia; Chiroptera; Vespertilionidae
Gene: PNPLA7
Product: patatin-like phospholipase domain containing 7
Exons: 28
Coding region: 3-3800 (1265 amino acids)
Biological process (GO): lipid metabolic process
Cellular component (GO): endoplasmic reticulum
Molecular function (GO): phosphatidylcholine lysophospholipase A1 activity
Source: RefSeq, a predicted model, not a curated record
CCAUGGAGCAGGAGGAGCACGCCGGCCCGCAGGCUGGCGUCUGCCUGGGCACCGCCCUGCAGUCCUGGUGGCUAAUGGUGAUGGAGCAGCGACGGGCGCUGUCUGCCCUCUCCCAGCUGACGGGGAUGGCGAUCGGAGCCCUCCUGGCCCUGGCCCUCGUGGGCAUCGCCGUCCUUUUUGUGCGCAGGAGGCUUAACCGGCAACGACAGGUGCAGCCCACCCCCCAGUACAGGUUCCGGAAGAGAGACAAAGUGAUGUUCUACGGCCGGAAGAUCAUGAGGAAGGUGACCACGCUCCCCCACACGCUUGUGGGCAGCACGGCCGCCCCCCGGCAGCGGGUGAGGAAGAGGACCAAGGUGCUGUCCUUGGCCAAGAGGAUCCUGCGUUUCAAGAAGGAGUACCCAACGCUGCAGCCCAAGGAGCCGCCGCCCUCCCUGCUGGAGGCCGACCUCACGGAGUUCGACGUGAAGAACUCGCACCUGCCCCUGGAGGUCCUGUACAUGCUGAAGAACGUCCGGGUCCUGGGCCACUUUGAGAAGCCGCUGUUCCUGGAACUCUGCAAGCACAUGGUCUUCAUGCAGCUGCUGGAAGGGGAGCAUGUGUUCCGGCCGGGGGAGCCGGACACCAGCAUCUACGUGGUGCAGGACGGGCGGCUGGAGGUCUGCAUCCAGGACGCGGACGGCUCCGAGGUGGCGGUCAAAGAGGUUCUGGCCGGGGACAGUGUCCACAGUCUGCUCAGCAUCCUGGACGUCAUCACUGUGAGUGCCCCGCCCGCUCCCCGAGCCCAGCAGCCAGGGCCUCCGCCCAGGACAGUGGGCCACAGACGGCGGGGCCCCGGGGGCCGUGCGUCUCCGCAGAGCUGGUUGCUCACGGCCGUGGGGUGUCUCUUAAACGACUGUGUUGGGACUGGGUCACCCCCACACGUGGUCCAAGACCCAAAAGGCCCGCAGCGUCACGGGUGGAAAUGUCCCCUGCUCCCCAGGGGGACUCACUCUCGCACCUACGGUCACUGUCACGGGGCGGCCUUGUAUGGGCAUCGAUUCGUGUGCUUGAGUCCAGUCUGUAGGACGGUCCUCCUGGGUCCCAGGGGCGCCCCGCUCAACGGAGGCUGUUCCCCGGCCGCUGCCCCACUCCCAGGGUGCACGCCGACCGGGCCGGACGCUCAGGGCAGCCCCUUCUUGCUCACGUCCCAGGAGAGCCAGGCCAUCCCCCUGGUGUCUGUAGCCAGCGUGGCUGCUGGAAAGGCCAAGAGGCAGUCGAGCUGUGGCCCCGAGGAGCGGCCGGAGCGGCCCCUGCGGCCCCAGGAGUCCUGCGACCCAGGACUCCGGUUCUGUUCCCAGGACCCUUCGCUGCUGGACGGCCGUGUGACGUUCCUGCACGUCCCGGCGGGCACGGUGGUGUCCAAGCAGGGCGACCAGGACGUGAACGUGGUCUUCGUGGUCUCGGGGCUGCUGCACGUGUACCAGCGGAAGAUCGACAGCGAGGAGGACAGCUGCCUGUUCGUGACGCGGCCCGGGGAGAUGGUGGGCCAGCUGGCCGUGCUCACGGGCGAGCCCCUCAUCUUCACCAUCAGGGCCAACAGGGACUGCAGCUUCCUGUCCAUCUCCAAGGCGAACUUCUACGAAAUCAUGCGGAAGCAGCCGACCGUGGUCCUGGGCGUCGCGCACACGGUCGUGAAGCGCAUGUCAUCCUUCGUGCGGCAGAUCGACUUCGCCCUGGACUGGAUGGAGGUGGAGGCGGGCGCCCGUCCCUGCAGGCAGGGGGACAAGUCGGACUGCACCUACAUCGUGCUCAGCGGCCGGCUGCGCUCCGUGAUCCGCAAGGACGACCUCAAGAAGCGCCUGGCCGGGGAGUACGGCCGCGGAGACCUCAUCGGUGUGGUGGAGACGCUCACCCGCCAGCCCCGAGCGACCACGGUGCACGCCGUCCGGGACUCGGAGCUCGCCAAGCUGCCGGCAGGAGCCCUGACGUCCAUCAAGCGCAGGUACCCGCAGGUCGUGACCCGGCUGAUCCACCUGCUGGGGGAGAAGAUCCUGGGCAGCCUGCAGCAGGGGCCUGCGACCAGUCACCAGUUCGGGCUGCACUCCACCGGCAGCAAGUGGGACUCGGGGAACCCGGCCAGCAACCUGUCCACGGUGGCUGUCAUGCCCGUGUCGGAGGACGUGCCCCUCACCGCCUUCGCCCUGGAGCUCAAGCACGCCCUCAGCGCCAUCGGCCCCGUCCUGCUGCUGACCAGUGACAACGUCAAACAGCGCCUGGGCUCUGCCGCCCUGGACAGCAUCCACGAGUACCGGCUGUCCAGCUGGCUGGGGCAGCAGGAGGACAUCCACCGGAUCGUGCUCUACCAGGCGGACAGCUCGCUCACGCCCUGGACCCAGCGCUGCAUCCGGCAGGCCGACUGCAUCCUCAUCGUGGGCCUGGGCGAGCAGGAGCCCAGCCUGGGCCAGACCGACAGGCAGAGCGGAGGCGAGGAGCCCCCCUGUCCGCCUCCGCAGGUGGAGAUGUACGAGCGGCUCUUCCAGAGGCCCCCGGACCGGCACUCGGACUUCUCCCGCCUGGCGCGGGUGCUGACGGGCAACGCCAUCGCCCUGGUGCUGGGAGGAGGCGGGGCCAGAGGCUGCGCCCAGGUUGGCAUCAUCCGAGCGCUGGCGGAGUGCGGCAUCCCCGUGGACAUGGUCGGGGGGACGUCCAUCGGGGCCUUCAUGGGCGCCCUGUACGCCGAGGAGAGGAGCUACAGCCAGAUUCGCAUCCGGGCCAAGCAGUGGACUGAGGACAUGACGUCGAUGAUGAAGACGAUGCUGGACCUGACCUACCCCAUCACCUCCAUGUUCUCGGGGGCUGGCUUCAACAGCAGCAUCUGCAGCGUCUUCAAGGACCGGCAGAUCGAGGACCUGUGGAUCCCCUACUUCACCAUCACCACGGACAUCUCAGCCUCUGCCAUGCGGGUCCACACAGACGGCUCCCUGUGGAGGUACGUGCGUGCCAGCAUGUCCCUGUCCGGCUACAUGCCCCCCCUCUGCGACCCCAAGGACGGACACCUGCUGAUGGACGGCGGCUACAUCAACAACCUCCCAGCGGACGUGGCCAGGUCGAUGGGGGCGAAGGUGGUGAUCGCCAUCGAUGUGGGCAGCCGGGACGAGACGGACCUCACCAACUACGGUGACGCGCUGUCGGGGUGGUGGCUGCUGUGGAAGCGCUGGAACCCCUUGGCCACCAAAGUCAAGGUGCUGAACAUGGCAGAGAUCCAGACGCGCCUGGCCUACGUGUGCUGCGUGCGGCAGCUGGAGGAGGUGCGGAACAGCGACUACUGCGAGUACCUGCGCCCGCCCAUCGACAGCUACGGCACCCUGGACUUUGGCAAGUUCGCCGAGAUCUGCGAGGUGGGCUACCAGCACGGCCGGACGGUGUUUGACAUCUGGAGGCGCAGUGGGGUGCUGGAGAAGAUGCUGCAGGACCGGCAGGGCACGAGCAAGAUGAAGGCCUUCGACGUCCUCACCUGCCCCAACGCCUCCUUCACGGACCUCGCUGAGAUCGUGUCACGCAUCGAGCCCGCCAAGGUGGCUGUCGUGGAUGACGAGUCUGACUACCUCACGGAGUGCGAGGAGGGCUUGCCCGAUGGCCCCCAGGAGGCCUACGCGGACUUCCAGAGCUCCCCGGCCGACGGGGGCUCCGACUCGGAGGAGGAGCCCUCGCUGCAUCACCUGCACCCCAGUGUGGCUCCCCCCAAACCGUCCGCGGAUGCCGCGCCCCCCUGGUUCUCUGGCCAGGACGGGCAGAGGCCUCCCUCCGACGCUCCCUGAAGCCAGCGCCUCCGUGGCCUGUCCUGGAGCCCGUGGCUCCCGGGGCAGGAGGACCUGGCUGGGCCCGGGCUGUGCUGGGUGUCAGGCCUCUACACUGGUCGCUCCUGGGGCACUUGGUCCUGGUGCCUCCUGCACACACCGCAGCCCUCUGGGUGCAGCCCCCCCCCGCCCCCCAGAGGUGUUGGAGCCUCUGAGCCCUGAUGCUUCUGCUUAGCGUGUGAAUAAAGGAGAUCUGAUCGUG